AAGGGUUCCGAUGGCCGUUGAGGCGCAGGGUCUGGUCACCUUUGAGGACGUGGCUGUCUACUUCUCCCGGGAGGAGUGGAGUCUCCUUAAUUCCAUCCAGAGGAGCCUGUACCGUGAUGUGAUGUUGGAGAACUUUGCACUCAUUGUCUCGCUGGGAUUUGUACCUUCGAGGUCCUAUGUGGUGGCCCAGCUGGAGGGUAAAGAAGAGCCCUGCGUGCCCAGUAUGGUGGAUGUGACUCUGGUCAGCAGAACAGGCGCCAGGAGGGGUCCUGGUCUUGGUUGUCCCUGUAGACUGAACGAUGGGGAGGCCCCUCCUCAACAGGUGAAGACCUGCAGGGUCCACCUGUCAGAGAAGCACCUUCUGUGUGGGGAAUCUGGGAAGGACGUCCCUGCCUUGUUAGGCCACCUCCAGCACCAGGCCACCCACAAUGAGGGGAAGCCACGCAGGAGCACGGGCCACCAGGAGCCUUUCCCUCCUAGCUCUGGUCGCCAGCAGCAGCAGGGAGUCUAUGCUUCACAGAAGCUCUUCAAGUGCAGCAGCUGUGGGAAAGCCUUCCUGAAGGCCUUCACGCUCCUUGACCACCUGGUAACUCACUGUAAAGAGAGACCCUUUAGAUGCCCAAAAGGUGGAAAUGCCCCCAAGGAGAACUCAACCCUGGUUAAUCACCGAAAAAUUCACACUGGAGAAACAUCCCAUGUGUGUAACGAGUGUGGAAAGGCCUUUAGUUACCCAUCUAAACUGAGGAAGCAUCAGAAGGUUCACACGGGCAUAAAGCCUUUCAAGUGUGGUGAAUGCGGGAGGACCUUCAACCGCAAAGACGCCCUCGUCCUACACCAGAGAAUUCACACUGGAGAAAGGCCCUACGCCUGCAGCGAAUGUGGCAAAGCCUUCAGUGUUCUGUCCACCCUCAUCCGGCACCGGAAAGUUCACAUUGGAGGCAGGCCCUACGAGUGCCAGGAGUGUGGGAGGUUCUUUAAAUACAACCAGAGCUUCAUUCUCCACCAGAGAGUUCACACUGGAGAAAAGCCCUACGAGUGCAAGCAGUGUGGGAAAGCGUAUGUGACCCGCUCCGGCCUGUACCAGCACUGGAAAGUCCACACUGGAGAACGGCCCUAUGAGUGCAGCCUGUGUGGGAAGACCUUCACCACCAGGUCCUACCGCAACCGGCACCAGCAGUUCCACACGGAGCAGAGGUCCUAUGAGUGUACAGAAUGCGGGAAAGCCUUCAAACACAGUUCUACUCUCCUUCAGCACAAGAAGGUCCACACUGCAGAAAGGUCGUAGGUGGACGGGAUGUGGGAAGGCCUUUUGCCAUAGCUGGCACCUUGCUCAACAUGAAAGACCUCUCUUCAGAAAGGAGAUUCAGGAGAGGAGCCAUUUGAAAGCUGAACCAGGGACACCCCAACACCCAGGCUGGGAGGGGUGCCAGGUAUGUGGGAAGCUUUCAGGAGCUGUGUUGCACUCUGACCAGGCUGUGGCAGAACUCAUCACACUUCUGCCAUCCGGCAGUCCCCAUGGUAUGCAUCCGUCACCCCAAUGUGCUCAGGGACAGCAGACCUCCAUGCUCCCUGUUCUCCAUGAGUGGUGGAGCCCAUGUUGGGCGUUAUAUCCCACUGACUGGUUUAGGUGUGGACACAACCUAGCUGUGGCCAACAGUAGCUAAGCAGUGUCCAGUCGGGGUGUCCAGGGAAGGUGAGCUGAUUUCAUGUACAUGGUUGACACUACAUGCUGCACCUGUUGUUGUGGGUUUACCCAACCCUGAAACUGUCACACGGCUCUGGAAUGCAUAGCAAUAAAGGCGUUGUCGUUGUCCCUGGCCAGUGUUGCUCAGUUGGUUGAGUGUCAUCCCCUGCAACCAGAGGUCGCUGAUUAGAUUCCUGGUCAGGGCACAUGCCUAGGUUGCAGGCUUG
This is a messenger RNA of Miniopterus natalensis, 1911 nucleotides long. It is a transcript of the gene ZNF584, whose product is annotated as zinc finger protein 584. The record is from RefSeq and is a predicted model, not a curated record. Gene Ontology annotation, molecular function: RNA polymerase II cis-regulatory region sequence-specific DNA binding; DNA-binding transcription factor activity, RNA polymerase II-specific. Gene Ontology annotation, cellular component: nucleus. Gene Ontology annotation, biological process: regulation of transcription by RNA polymerase II. NCBI's taxonomy places the organism in Eukaryota, Metazoa, Chordata, Mammalia, Chiroptera, Miniopteridae.